Molecule: messenger RNA, 2841 nt
Organism: Gadus morhua (Atlantic cod)
Lineage: Eukaryota; Metazoa; Chordata; Actinopteri; Gadiformes; Gadidae
Gene: cdh24b
Product: cadherin 24, type 2b
Exons: 5
Coding region: 530-2788 (752 amino acids)
Biological process (GO): cell migration; multicellular organism development; cell-cell adhesion mediated by cadherin
Cellular component (GO): catenin complex; adherens junction; plasma membrane
Molecular function (GO): calcium ion binding; cadherin binding; beta-catenin binding
Source: RefSeq, a predicted model, not a curated record
GAGAGAGAGAGAGAAAGAGAGAGAGAGCGAGAGCGAGCGCCGCUGACAGCCUUUUCGCGCGGCUCUCAUCCAGACUCAGUGCUCGCUACGGGAGACGGACGGAGAGGCGGCGCGAGGAGACCAAACUUGCGGCGGACACACCACGAGAUCGACGUUUAAAGGGCGUUGAGACGUCCCUCGGCGGGGAACACACCGAACCAGGCGGCGGGGCGGGAGCGCGGCGACGGGAGGAACCGGAAGACGCUCGGGGAGAUCGAGUUCGAUACCAGACGAGGAGGUGAAGAGAAGAAGAGAGGAGCGAAGGGAGCGCGAGAGAGCGAAGAGAGAACAGCGAGUGACUGACACUUCAGCCUCCAGCUCUGCGUGAAGGGCACGUGAUGAAGGAGUGAGAGGAGGAGGGAGGAAGACAAGGAGUGGGCUUUUGCACUGAGCGAGAAACACUUCGAGGAGGAGAAUGAAGACAAGCGGAAAACCUGCCCUGCCUCGCAGCGAGCCCCGUUCAAGUUAGGACAUCUCCACUCCAGACGCCAUGAUCACCCGGAACCUGCUGCUGCUGGUGCUGCUCUGCCUCUCGGAUGGCCUCUCCACCGGAGCCUCAGCCAAUAGGAGUCUGAGAAGGCGAGGAGUGGGCGGGCCCCACGCGGCCAACCACGCGGCCAACCAAUGGGACACGACCGCAGACACCAACGGGAUGCCUGUCGUGACUCUUAGGAAUUUGAUUGGACGCGAUCAGGAGGCCGAGGGCGGACCCAUUUCGUACGCGAAGAUGUUGCAGAGCCACGCGGCGGCCUCAUUGGCCAACAAGGAGAAGCUGGGUUCAAAGCCCAAGCGAGAGGUCGGGUUUGUCAAUAAACAGGAAGGCACUUACGCGCCAGGCAAUAACAGGGAGCUAAUCCCGGCGAGAAACAUUACCAAGAACGACGAGACGAUCACUAAAACAGGGAAAGUGGAAAAGGCCUUUGUGAUCCGCUAUAAAAGUGAUCUGCACUCCAAUAAAACCCGGUUCCGACCCGGGGCGCGACCCAGGAGCAGACCGGAUCCCGGCGACCACACGACCACAGGUGUGCCGGCGAAGGGGUUCAGCGGGGACACGAGCAGGAGGUUAAACCUCACCGGGAGUUACGGCGUGCUGAAACUCCUGUCCAAGGAGAACCUGGUGAGAAUCGUCAACUCCCAGCUGCAGAGUUUCCAGGGCAAGGGCAGCCGCAGCAGGAAGAGAGACUUGAUUGACGUUAAUAGCAGCCACUCGGAGGCCGGCCGGGCCCAGAGACAAGAUAUAACUGCCACUCAAAGUCACCCGGGAUUGGAUAAUCAAACCGUGCUUCCUAAUGUGAGCCCGGUCACUAAUCUAGACCCCAACGCUAAUCACAGUGUUUACCCACGGCCGCAUCCUUUCAGCCAGACCGUUUCAUCUCCCACCAAGGGGAAGGACAAACGGGCGAUGGCGCCGUCAGAGGGCGGCGGCGACGAAGGCUCCAGGUGGAGAGAAGUCCCUCGCUCGCUCGCCGCGCCACAGAGCGAGGUCGGCGGCGGCAAGGAGAAGCAGGCGGUCGCCAGUCAAACGCAGGCCCCCUUGACGCCCUCCCCCAAACACCUCCCCCAGCACGUCCCCCCCCAGGCCAACGGAUCCCCCUCCUUGGCGCUCCCCCCGCAGCCCCCCAGGGUGAAGCUGGGCGGCGCGCCGGGAGACUCCCAGGGAGAGCAGACAGACACGGAGGCGGUCCUCUCCCCCGACACGGAGCCCAGCACGUCCCGGUUCCCCUCCCCGGGCCGGGAGCCCAAAGCCCACCAAAAUAGCAGCCACAUCCUGAGGCUGCGUCCGGAUCCGGAGACACGGGCCCGGGAGAGCGAGGGCGGCGGCGUCACGGCUGUCAAUCCCGGCGCGGGGAGCCCGGGGGGGCUGGUGUUUGAGGAGGCCGAGUCAGACGAAGAGGGGGAAGAGGAGGAGGAAGAGGAGCCGCGGGGAGGCGAGGAGGAGGAGGAGGAGGAGGAGGAGGAGGAGGAGAAGAAGGAGGUGCGGGGUCCCCGGUCUCGCAGCAGGCGGAGCUGGAUCUGGAACCAGUUCUUUGUGAUCGAAGAGUACGCCGGACCAGAGCCGGUGCUGAUUGGACGGCUCCACACGGACAUGGACCGGAAGGACGGUCGUACCAAGUACGUGCUGAGGGGCGAGGGUGCCGGCUCCGUGUUCGUGAUCGACGAGAAGACGGGCAACAUCCACGUCACCAAGCCGCUGGACCGCGAGGAGAAGGAUGAGUACCGCCUCAUCGCCACGGCGACGGACCGGCAGACGGAGCGCGCCCUGGAGCCCUCCUCGCAGUUCAUCAUCCGCGUGCAGGACAUCAACGACAACCCGCCCGUGUUCGACGACGGGCCCUACAGCGCCACCGUGCCCGAGAUGGCCAACAUAGGUACUUCUAUAAUCCAGGUGACAGCAACAGAUGCGGACGAUCCGACCUAUGGGAACAGCGCAAGGCUGGUGUACACACUGGUGCAGGGCCAGCAGUACUUCUCUGUGGAUCCCCAGACAGGGACCCUGCGUACGGCUGUACCGGACCUGGACCGGGAGUCCCAGGACCAGUUCCUGGUGGUCCUGCAGGCUAAAGACAUGGGGGGACACCUAGGGGGUCUGUCCGGGACCGCCACCGUCACCAUCAGGCUGACUGACGUCAACGACAACCCCCCGCGCUUCACACAGAGUGAGUGGCGCGCCCCGCCCCUUUUCAAUGACCGCACCAGUGCCAGUGACCACGCCCACUUUCGUAACCGCACCCACCCAACACCGCGAUAGGUUGUUUGUUCCUAAGAACACGCGUGGAGACGGUUUUGGAAGGAGAUAUGUGA